UUGUGGUAUUGUGUUGUGUUUUCAGGUUCCUUUCGUAUCAAGCAAAGUAAUUGCAACUUCCGGUGUGUUUGUCACGGGAGCAUGUUCCGUCUUGUUUGGCACGUUGAAUCUUAGCCCACCUGGAACACCAUUCAUUGCUCUAGCCUUUGCUGUUAGAAUCGUGGAAGCUUUCGGAUCGGCGUCUAUUUUUACUGUUGGUUACAGUAUUGUUGGAAACGAAUUUAAUGAUCGCCGAGCAACGGCUUUGGCCACCUUGGAUAUGUCCUUUGGUGUUGGAAUAAUAAUUGGACCAUCAAUCGGAGGAGUGCUUUAUCAGGUAUUUUAAUGGUUACAUG
Molecule: messenger RNA, 335 nt
Organism: Limulus polyphemus (Atlantic horseshoe crab)
Lineage: Eukaryota; Metazoa; Arthropoda; Merostomata; Xiphosura; Limulidae
Product: MFS-type transporter SLC18B1-like
Exons: 3
Biological process (GO): transmembrane transport
Molecular function (GO): transmembrane transporter activity
Source: RefSeq, a predicted model, not a curated record